GGGGACCUGCAUUCGAGAGGUGGCAGGACACCAGUAUAAGUGACAAGAGAAUCUUCGCUUCCCGAUCAGCCGCGCGUGCUCCUGCGCCGUCGGGCAAGCUACAAGUGCAUCGGAACGCUAGUGAACAGUGGAAAAUGCGAUCAUAGAUCUAGAUACAUAAUUAGAAUGUCCGGGAAAUGAAGGAGAGGCCAAGUGGAAUAGAGUAUCGUAAAAUCGAAGAAAAAUAAAAGAGAGCAUUCCAUGUUCGAAGUUGAAGAUGUCAACAGUGUUAUUUACCAUCCAAGAGUACUCCAAGAUCGAAACCUGCAGCUAUUGACGAACGCGAGCGAUGUGGAGGUCCUCUGUGGCCCUCACACAGAGUUGCAGACUUGGGUGCCCAAUCCAAUCGCCAAGACCUGUCCACAUGCUGCGGCGCAAGGUUACGAACCGGAAGACACUCCUUUCAGGUCAAUAAACCGUCGAUGCGAUAGGGAUUGGUGGUGGAAAUUGAAAGAAGCAGGAAAAACAAAUAAAAGGGUGAAAAAGUGCACUAAUGGUGAGGCCCAGAGUCGAAGGGUCGCCUAGAGAGAACCAGAUGAGACUCGUACUCGAAAACAAUUUGCCAGUGAAGGUU
Stereum hirsutum FP-91666 SS1 is the source of this 613-nucleotide messenger RNA. RefSeq lists its product as uncharacterized. Bases 241 to 564 code for a protein of 107 amino acids. The record is from RefSeq and is a predicted model, not a curated record. The transcript has a single exon. NCBI's taxonomy places the organism in Eukaryota, Fungi, Basidiomycota, Agaricomycetes, Russulales, Stereaceae.